Lymnaea stagnalis (great pond snail) is the source of this 7417-nucleotide messenger RNA. The record is from the annotation of a GenBank genome assembly. NCBI's taxonomy places the organism in Eukaryota, Metazoa, Mollusca, Gastropoda, Lymnaeidae.
CGACUCUACCACAUUACGACUCCCGCCUAUUACGUGGUCUUCUCAGGUGACCUUGAAUUCACGUACACGAUUCCAGGCAAUGUUUCCCUACCGCAUGCCUUCAUCAGGUUGGAGUACCAAAGACAGGUACAUUGUAUUGUGUUUGUUCAUCUGUUUUCUGAGUACUCCCCAAAAUUUGUCUUAAAAAUGUGUAUUUCGUAAGUUCGUAAAAAUGUUGUUUAAAAAAAAAAAAAGAUUCACUAUGUUUUUAGAAUCGUUCUUCCAAUUAAAAGAAUUAAAUUGUAUCUUAGCGUUAUGACGCCCGGAACCUCUAUUGCAUGAGCCCAUAUUCCAUACACCAAUACUAAAUAAACCUACGAUCCAUGAACCUAUGCUCUUUGAAGCCAUGCUUUGAAAACCCAUUCUCGAACAGUGUAUGGAGGUGAAUGAAUAAACCCAUAAGAGUUCUAUGGAAAAAGUUACAAAAUUCACACCACUUCAUAACGAAAUCCAGAUACAGCAACAACAAAAAAUAUGUAAAUUGUGUAAUGAUCUCUUCCAAAAUAGUUACGGUAAAUAAAUGUUUGUGUUUUAUUGCAGAUCAAUGAGAGUCCUAUGAUCAUCACAACGAUGGGUCUCAUGUUGGGCAGGAAGACGUCAUCCCUGAAGGUCACGUGCGGCGUCAUCGAGUUUGCCGGCAACUACACGCUCAGGAUGUACACGCGUGUCAAUGGGGACAUCUUGACCCAGGCCAAUCUUAACGCCCGCUGGCCGGAGGUGAGCAUGUCGCUGCCCGACGCCCACCAGGCGCAGACGACAUCCGUGGAGCUACGAAUCCUGUCGAGGGCGAAUUGCUCGUCUCUGCUGUUUCGCCAUCGCAUGAACAUCAACGUCUACUUUCAGCGCAACGACAUAGGAGGAAGUAUGUUGGUGCUCUCCGAGGCGGAAGUGGUGUUUGUGACGAACUUUACCGACGUCACCCGACAGUUUUCAGUGAUAUCUCUUGGUUGUCACAUAUUCGACCUCGACGGAUCGUACCAGGCUGUUUUGGAGUCUAGCGUCUCCGGAAGUCCAAUAAUCGCUGCAAGCAAUAUCAUGCCAGUGACGUGGAGCAACGGAUACGCUCUGAGUUCCAUGGCUCAGAGUGCUUUCCCUUGUGAAGGUGGCAUCACGCUAAUAUACACCCACCCGCCAUGUUCCGGGAAAGACAAGAUCCGACUCUACUCUUUUAGAACACUGACCGACGGGAGCAUGGCGGCGCCCCUCGAGCGGAUUUACAUUACGGAGUCUGAGGCGGAUCCAGACCUCACCAAGAAGUAUUUUUCCUGCGAUCUUUUCAACAGAUCGUCGAGCGGGUUCUGUUUCGUGUACGUGAGUGUCACACGUCGUAAUGUGGUGUCCGAGCAGGCGCAGCACUGCAUACCUGCCUACCCUAACUCAGGUAUGUUAUAGGCUAACUAUCCAUAAUCAGGUGGGUUUUAAACGCAAACAAAUUGAAAAAAAAACAACAAAAAACAACACCAUUAGUCUAAAAAUUUACUAAUUUUUUAGUAGCUGAGACGCAGAGCUGAACUGUAUGACUAAAUUAUUUUUCUAAUAUUGCAAUAUAUAUAUAUAUAUACAUCUAGCCGCCAGGGUAUGACUUUGUCAGUGAGGAGCAGGUACGUCAUUUGGGUAUGGAAGGGUGGAGCCUUUGCCCCCCCCCCCCAUGAAUUUGCCGGUUUCAUUUAAAUUGUAAUAAACAUAGGCCGGCCAAUGUUUGUUUUUGCCCCCCCCCCCCUGACAAAAAAAGUAAAAUGACGCCCCCAGUGUGCGUGCUAAAAUGUAAACCUUUAACUUUAAUUUAAUUUUAUUUAACGUUCUUUCCAAGGAAUACAAUAUCUUUUGAAAGAGACAAAACUUAUAUCAUAAUCGAUCAAUAAAUCAACGCAUAUUGUAAUAGAGAUUAGUGUACGUUUUUAAGAAAAAAAAUGUGACAGUUAAUGAAUAAGAAAUUUUUAGUGAACUCGAGUUUCUUUAUAAAGUGACGCUCUCAAUAGACGCCAGCUACAGUGGGGACAACUUUGUAUCAGCUUUCACUUCAUCCCCUUCAGGCCUAAUAUAUCUACACAGUUUAAAGAAGAUCGUGUGUAGAUCUUAUCAGUUAGCCAACCAAGUUUAUCAAUCAUCACAGUGGAAAAAAAAUAAGCUUAUCAAUAAACGUUUUAUAAGAUAAGAUGAGAUCAUUUGUACGGUUCAUUAUAUUAUCAUCUCUGCCAUGUGUCCUUCAUGUGCUGGAAGUAAGUCGUUAGUAUAAUACAUAAUGUGUCACGUAUUGUGUACAAUAAUUUACGGCCAUGCACAAAAAAUUAGAACGUACAUUUUUUCCCUUGUGAGAUUAGCAAGGGAGAGAAUCAGUUAUAUUUUAGACCUGCAUCGACUUCGUGACGCAGUUGUUGUUCUUGGUAAGGAACAUCUUUAAAUUAUAAAAAAUAAAAAUAAAAAAAAAUAAAAAUAAUGAACAAAUAUAAGAUGAUUUGUCGCUGUAAUAAAUAUAUUGUCUUAUUUGAACAUUCAUUUAAACAUUUGAAUGUAUCAAUUUGCACGCCACAUUUCUGACCGGAACAAACAUUUGGUGAGAACUUCAUUGAUGUCUUUUAUAAAAUGUUGUUCAUCUGUGUGGCUUUAUUUUUAAAUUGCUCUUUUGUUCAUAUUAUUUGGGUUAAUAAUUUAUUUGAGGGGUUAUGUUUUCUUUGAUUUAAAAGCUUUUUGUUGAUGUUUUUGUUGGUUUUUUUAAAUGUAUUAUUAUUAUUUUUUUUUUUACUGUUAUUAUUAUUAAUCUUUUUUUUUUUUUGCUUUCGAUUUGACCUUAUCUCAGUGUGAUAUUUCCGUGACACCCUGUUUCCAAUGAAUGUUUUUGUAACUCUGUCCUUUUCUUGGAAUUAUUUUAAGCAUUUCCCAAAGUAUUUCUCUUAUCUGAGAUUUUUUUUUUUUUUUUUUUUUUUGUUUUUUUUUUUUUAUUUUUUUUUUUUUUUUUUUUUUUUUCUGUUAUUAUUAUUUAUUUUUUUUUUUUUUUGCUUUCGAAUUGACCUUAUCUCAGUGUGAUAUUUCCGUGACACCCUGUUUCCAAUGAAUGUUUUUGUAACUCUGUCCUAUUCUUGGAAUUAUUUUAAGCAUUUCCCAAAGUAUUUCUCAUAUCUGAGAUUUUAUCAUUAUUAUUAUUAUUAUUUUUGUUGUAUUUCUUCAUUAAACCAAGAACACUAUUAUUAUAUUUUUCGUAUCCCAUUGGUUGAUUGGUAUUAAUUUUUAUUUUUAAAAAAAAUGGAUUUUCGUGUUAAAGCAAUUUUGAUAAGUCAACCAUACAUAAAGAAUAACUUCAUUAUUUGUUUUUCUCUAUUCUUUUUAAAGUAUUCGUAUUUUAGAAUACUGUAUUUUAAGUCGAAAUAAUCUGUGAACAUCUAAGAAAAGUUCAGAAUGAUUUUUAAACAAAGUAAUAAAAAAUAACACUGAAUAUAUGAAUCGUAUCCAUAUUCUAUGAAUCUCACCGAAAUUAUAUUUAUAUCAUCAAAAAUUGUAUUCAUGUUACCAAAAUUCUUUGAACCUCAUCAUAAUUCUAUGAAUCUCACCAAAAUAUGAAUCUCACCCAAAUUCUUCCUGUGUCUGUUUUCUCACUUUGCUUACAUUGUUUUCUCCCCGCAGUUUUCCCCAUAGAUGGCGGUUGGAGUCAGUGGACGUCGUGGACGUCAUGCUCAGUGACGUGUGGGACCGGAAAGAAAAGUCGUUUCCGGAUGUGCAACGAACCUGCCCCGAAGCAUGGCGGGAGAUUUUGUGCAGGCGACCCCGUGGAAUGGACACCCUGUGAACUGCAUUGUCCUGGUGGGUUCAAUAAUCGCGUUUUUUUUUUUUUUAGUUUGUUAAGUAGCCAGUCGUGAGAGCGACGGUAGUCUGGCGAUCUGCUAAUCUGAAUCCAUUUAAAUAAGCUUAAUCUUCAGCAUCCCUCAUUCUUUUUUAAAAAGCUAACAUUUUGCAUACAGCUUGUUAGAGUGGGAGAUAUCAAUACGGCUUCGCCAUGGGGGAGGGGGUAUGGGAAGGAGGCAACCCCGAGUGCCAAUCUUCAAAGGGUGCAAAAAUCAAAACUUUUCAUGCAAAAUAUAUUUUUCAAAUAUUUCGGGAGGAGGGCGCUAAACUCAGGCUUUGCCCUGGGUGCAUUUUUACCUGGCUCCAAUAUGUAUACAUUUGAUUUGAAAGAUGUUUGAUCUGCUUAAAAAUAUCCCUGUUGAUACUUCGUCUUCUAUGUUAACAUCUUAAGAAGCUAUCGAUAUUUCAAUUUAAUAAAUUGUUUAAUUUUUAAACGUCUGUUUGAUCAUUUAAAUAUUUGAAAGGAAUGGUUAUUAUUUCAAUAUAAUUUUCAUGGGAAACUAUUUAAAGAUACUCUUCAUCGUUCAGGAAAACUUGAAAUGCUGAAACUUCGUAAAACACUGUUAUUUAACUUAGAGCAUGAACAUUUGUCAAGAAUGUUUCAUGUUGAAUACUCUGAUAUACAUGCACCAUCAUAUGUGUCACGCAAAGAUGUAUCAAGAUGAUUCAGAACAUGAAGUAUUAUAAGGUGUCACUAUAUUCUGACCUUUCAACUUGAGACAGUUAUCUCCAUAAUGAUAAUGAAGCGUCAUUUGUUUUGUUUUUUUCACAAGGGAACACUUUUUAAAACAACUCCAUUUUGUUUCUUCCAGAGGCUAUUCCCAGAACACCCCUCCAUUCCCCCGUGUUUGAUCCCAACUGUGCUUGUGGCUGUACGCAUUCAGAAAGCAAAGGUCACAUCAUUGCCACCGGCCGCUGUCACGGCCUGUCGGUGUGGACAGUCACGGCUGCCCACGGUCACUACUUCGCCUUCCGCUUCGAAUACUUCAGUCUCAACUUCACCAGACAGUGGGUGAAGAUUCGCGACGGGGCGUCACCUUCUGACGUUUUGAUGUUUUCGUCAUCGAGUUCUGGGUACCCGAUGGAGAUUCUGACCACGGGGGCCGCCAUAAGGGUGGAGUUCAUGACAGCGUAUGCGACACCCCCUCAAGUCGCGGUGUUCCCUAAAAACGCCACCCUACCCAUACACGCCCAUGGAUUCAUCGCUAGCUACGAAACGAGAGGUAAAGUAAACAUUUUGCUCUUUACAUUUUACACUUUACAUUUUACACUUUAAAUUUUACACUUUACAUUUUACACUUUACAUUUUACACUUUACAUUUUACACUUUACAUUUUACACUUUACAUUUUAAACUUUACAUUUAACACUUUACAUUUAACACUUUAUACUUUACUUAAGAAAUUUUUAUUACACUCAAAUUUAAUGGCUUAACUUUACUUAGUGUGGGUAUAAUAUUCAUUUCAAAAAUACAUUUUGAAUAAAAACAAAGAAAAAAUGGAUUUUAAUAUUUUAAAAUAAUGUUAAUAGGUAAAACGUAAUACAGCUAUAAGCAUAAAAGACAAUCUUUGAAAUUCUUUGUAACUGUUCUUAUUAGACUAAUGUCAUAUAUUUAUUUAUAUCCCUAAGCGAAAAUACCUUUUUCGUAUGAAGCCUAUGAAUCCUAAUCCACUUGUAUUUUUGUAUGUCCAUACUCAGCCGCGUUAGUCAGCAGCACGGUGCCCGUUCUCUUCACGUACGAAAAGGAGACUGUCCUGGGCAGCAUGAUAACCAUAGUGGGCAUCUCCGUCUGCGCGGUGGUCAUCCUCGCGGCCGUCAUCUUUGUCAUCAUCCAGCGUACCGUCGUCAGGCGUAGGGUCAAGUACGCCAUGACCACCUCGGGGGACAGCCCCGCCCACCAGGCGCUCAACGAGCACCGCGUGUCCAGUGCCCAAAGCAGCAGUCCCAGCAGCCCAGGCAACGCCAUCAACGUGGACAUGGAGCUUCCACUCACCAGCAAGCCCCACGGGAGAAACGCCGGCAGUAAAACAUCCAGGGCGUCCAGCACGUCCAGCUCGCGGAGCGCCAAGCUGAAAAAGCAUAGGACUAAAAGCGAGAGUACCAACGGAAACAACAGUCCCAGGUCGCCACCGCCUAGGGACGUGCUGACUAGUCCGUAUGGCAUCGAGAUUAUAGACACGGAUGAGCAGAAGGCUAUUAGAAACAUAAGCCCAGUCCGAAUCAAACCCCCACGGCCUUCCCAGGGGAGUUCGUCGAGCAAUAAAAAUCACCCCUUGACACCGGUUUCGCCAGCAACAAAGCUGGAUAUGUUGAAUAAAAAGCGGCAGGAGAAAAGAGGGAAAGGCGUCAGUGCGAACCUCGAUAGGGAUAUUACGGGAUCUUCGGGGUCGCAGAAAUCUGGAACCCCUUCAACAACGAAGGCGGAGGUGAACUGGCCCGUGUCUGGGUUUGUGAUGACAGCGUUGAACGACACGGCCAAGAGUUUCAACGACAGACACAAACGAUCAGGCCCGCGGCCUCCCUCGGAGGAGAUUCCACUCCUUGACUCCAUGACGUCUAGUCUGGAGUCUCCUUCACAUUUCAACAACAUGGUCAAAAGCGAAUCCACAGACUCGGCGACCACUUCGUUCGUGCGGCCACCGUCUAAAAAACUACGAAGGCCCACGUCUCUGACCGAGUCCUACUCAAACGAAUCAAAACCAAACCACGGGCAACCCGGGGCGCCGACAGAUGCGCCCAUAAUCGAAACUCAAGAAGUGACCCCCAAACCAGUGCAAUUAUCCUCGUCAUCCAACCUCACCACCAAACUGCCCUCUUCAUCAUCGAACUCUAAAAGAGGUGUGAAGCCGUCCCAGUCUCAAGGGUCGCUUGCCAACAACCGCAGCGGCAAUAAACUCAAACGUUCUGCGUUUGAAGAGCGACAAACUCUCCUCCCCAAACCGGACGGGCAGAGCCCUAAACUCCAGCGCCACGAAUCUCCACACAUCGUGGCGGGGGUCGGCAGCAGAGAGCCCCAGAGCCCCGGGAGGGCCAGCAAAGCGAGCAGUCGGGGCAGUAAGAACACUGUGUCGUCGCCCACGCGAAGCAUCAAUACGCCGUCAGAGAUUGAAGGCCUGGAGCUGGAGUACGACGACUUUGUGGAGGAUGAUCCUCUGUCCUAUUUCGAUUAUGAGGAGACCCAGAAACUUGCGUUCAGAGGAACGGAGAAGAUUGGAAAGACGCCGGUGGAGGAGGAAGACGAAGAUGAAGUAUGAGAGAGAGAGAGAGAGAGAGAGAAAGAGAGAGAGAGAGAAAGAGAGAGAGAGAGAGAUCGUAGUUGAAGCUGUGAGAGCAGUGCUGGGGAAGAGAAGAAUGUUGUGAUAAAUACUUCUGUCAUUUUUGUGACAGUUAGAAAAUAAAAUUGGGCUGAAGAUAGAUUACAUUAAAAAAGGGUGAUUGUUAAUUGUAAAGUUAUUUGCUCAUUUGAAAGGGUUGUGUAAUAUGUAUAUUGUUAUUACAUCUAUAAAAUGUAUUUACAGUUGUAGUUAUUGCAAGAAAUUGAC